Xyrauchen texanus (razorback sucker) is the source of this 7853-nucleotide messenger RNA. RefSeq names its product dynamin-binding protein-like. Gene Ontology annotation, cellular component: cytoplasm. NCBI's taxonomy places the organism in Eukaryota, Metazoa, Chordata, Actinopteri, Cypriniformes, Catostomidae. The transcript is spliced from 17 exons. Bases 332 to 5362 code for a protein of 1676 amino acids. Gene Ontology annotation, biological process: intracellular signal transduction. The record is from RefSeq and is a predicted model, not a curated record. Gene Ontology annotation, molecular function: guanyl-nucleotide exchange factor activity; protein binding.
GAGGGUGUAAAGAAUCAGCCCGCAGCUGAAACUUCCAUUGGGAUGACAGCUGAUGGCGCCGUGGCGUAGAUGACCAGCAGGAACGGAUCAUUUGCAAUGUGUGAGCCGAGUAAUGACAGGCAGAAGAAAACUCCUACCGCCCUGAUCCGAUGUCUUGUUUCGUAUAAGCCACAUGAAACGUUCAAACGAUACAAACGUAAUGGCAAAAGGGAAACUGGCUCACAAGCAUCAACUGGAAAUUGAAAGUUCCCUUGGGUUUCCUUGGUCGCGACUUUUCAAGGCUGUAAAACCACUUCGAGGUCAUUUGUGAUCACAUAGGUAAUGAGUGAACAUGGAGGCUGGAACGGUGGUGCGUGCCGUCUUCGAGUUCCUCCCGAGCGUAUCUGAAGAACUGCCUCUGUUUACUGGAGAUGUCAUUGAAGUGGUCAGUGUUGUUGAUGAAUUUUGGCUGCUCGGAAUCAAAGAUGGAGUCACAGGCCAGUUUCCCAGCACUUUUGUGGAACCUGUUACAAUCCCAAGCACCAAGACAGGAGAGAAUCUCUAUGUGUGCAUCAAUGGCUUAAACUCGGUGGAGCCUGGACAAUUACCAUUAAAGAGAGGUGAUGUGGUUGCUGCUGAAAGCACUGUGGAUGUGGUGUGGAUGAGAGGGCAUAAUGCGUGGGGCUCAUGUGGACUCUUCCCCACGUCAUGUGUUAAAGAGCUGGAGCUUUCAGGUCGAUCCAGACAGCUGUCAGAGCGCAGUGCGGCUGCCCAGGCCUCUGAACUCCCCCCACAUGCACUUGGCCAGGCCUGUGCUCUCAUGAGCCUCCACGCACAACUGGAUGAGGAGCUGGACUUCCGAGAGGGUGACGUCAUUACAAUCGUCGGCCUACCAGAGCAUGGCUGGUUCCAGGGUGAGCUGGAUGGCAGAACUGGUGUUUUUCCUGAGGGCUUUGUGGAGCUGCUCGGACCCCUGCGUUCACCAUUGGAGGAGCCUGAACCUGAAAGCCUGGAACAGUACCCGGCUUACAUCGUAGAAGAAGAAGAAGAAGAAGAAAGAAGGGAAGAGAAAGAGAGAGAUGAGGAAAAUCCUGAAUUGGAGAUUCAGCAAGAGCAAGAGGAAGAGGUAGGAGCUCUAUAUGGUGUUGCGUUGUAUGAAUUCCGGGCUAUUGAGCCUGGCGAGCUGGACUUUGAUGUAGGAGAUAGGAUCCGAAUCCUGGCGACACUAGAGGAUGGCUGGUUGGAGGGGCAAAUACAUGGCAGAAGAGGAGUUUUCCCCCAUCGAUUUGUCAAGAUGGAGGGGCAGCUGCAGGCUGUACCUCAAACUGAGACAUUAAUUAAUGAAAUCAGUGUACCUGAGAGAGAGGAAGAGGAGUGCUGUACUCCUGAUGAAAACCUGGCUCUUCAGGAUCACACAGUGCCAGAAUACGGCCAAGAGUGGGCAACUCCGGAGGACCAUACUGUUUGGGACCUGGAUUACUUUGAACGCAGGGAGGAGGAAAUAAAGGAAGACAAUGUUAGCUACACACACUUUGAUAGCAGUCCUCAAGACAGAGUAGCGAUUCAAAAUCAACCACAUGUUAAAAAACGAAGGAUUGAGAGACCUCCACCCCCUCAUGCCCAACCACAUAGAGUUAGUAGCUCAGCCCAACGAGCUGUCCAAAGGACCAAUACAGGUAGCCCCACUUUUGGUAGACCCCAGUUGCCACCUAGGCCCAGUCCACAGGCUCUCAAUAAAAGACAAUACAGCACAAGUUCCCAUAUCAGUUUACAAGAUCCUCCCCCUGCACCCAUCACAAGGAACCAAAGUCUGGCCCCAUCCACCAGAACGCCACCUAAUUCCACGUGGACAAGAAACAAUGGCCACUAUGCCUCUCAUAAUUGUAAAAUCUCGGCACGUUCGGGUCAGAAGAACAGGGAGAAGUUGACUCGACAUGCAAGUGUCAGCGAUGCUGACUUAAUCUCUGGUGGCCACAGGGACCACUGGGAAUGGUCUCAGGGACAGAGCUCAAAUGGGUUGCCAACUUCUCAGACACUUGGGACUCUGGCUGUAUCCGCUGGGGUUCUUGAAGCCAAGCUUUCCCAGCAGCUGACAGAGUUUGAAAGGAGUUUGCCGGGUCAUGGCAAUGGAGCCACAGAACAAAAUAGAUGGGAGGAUGUUAGUGGCGGAUACGGCAACAAAGUUUCCCGCCAUUUCUCUAUUAUGGACUACAGCAGUGAGAACGACAUAAUCCAUGGCUCAUCACACUCCUCAAUGGACCGUCUGUCCCCUUCCACUUCCUCCCCCUCUGGCUCUGCCUCCUCCUCUUUAGAGAGACGGAAAACGUUACGCCCGCCGCCUCCUCGGCCACGGGUCUUAAGGCCACCGGCUCCUACAAACUUGCAUUGUCUUUCCACCAAUGGUCGCAUUACUUCUCAACCUUAUAGGCCUGCGCCCCCAGCGCCACGCCCACCUCCUCCCUGCCCCCGCACCAGCACCGUGACACCUUGUCCUCCUCCACCCACCUCCAACCCCUUCAACACCUUGCCAGAUGAAGAAGAGAUAGUUGAAGAGGUGGAGGAGGCAGAAGAUGCACUGGAGAAAGAGAUGGAGAGAGAAAGGGAGAGGGAACAGGAGCAAAACAGGUUGCUCCUGAGGUUGGAGGAGGUGGAGAGGGACAUUGAUAUGUACUCUCACACAGCCCAGGAGCUGCAGGCCAUGCUGGAAGAGGAGCAAGAUGAGCCCGCAAGACAACAGGCUCUGGAGAAUCUGGAGUUCUGCACCUACUCCAUGGAGACACUUACUCUAGAACAGCAGCAGCUGCAAGAGAUGACCCUGCUUGCCUCCCUGCCUAAGUCUCUGGAAUCUUCCCCUGCUUCAGCUGCCACCACUGAAGACCCUGAACAGAGGAUGCUGGAGAAAAGGUCAAAAGUCAUUGAGGAGCUUCUGCAGACUGAGCAUGACUACAUCAAGGACCUUCAAAUGUGUGUGAAGGAGAUCAUUCUACCGCUGCAGAAAAAGCAGGUCCAGAGUAUUGAUUUUGAUGGUCUCUUUGGAAACAAUAACUCCGUAAUUGACCUUUCUUGCCGACUCUACAAGACCCUCCAGGACACAGACUCAAUAGGUCAAGUGUUCCUAGACUACAAAGGUGAGUUGGAAGAGGUUUACAAGAUCUAUUGCCAAAAUCACGAUGAUGCCAUCUCUUUACUGGAGACCUACGAGAAGGACGAGAACAUCCAGAAGCACAUACUGGAGUGUUUGGAGAAGCUCAGAGGGAUAUACCGAGAGUGGGGAAAGACAAACUACAUUAAUCUGGGUUCAUUCUUGAUAAAGCCAGUGCAGAGAGUAAUGCGUUACCCCCUGCUCCUCAUGGAAUUGCUCAACACCACUCCAGAGUCGCAUCAUGACAGGAAGCAACUCGCUGAGGCAGUGAUGUCCAUUAAAGAGAUUAAUGUCAAUAUCAACGAAUUCAAAAGGAGAAAGGACCUUGUGGUGAAGUACCGCAAAGGGGAUGAAAACCGACUCAUUGACAAGAUCUCAAAGUUGAGCAUGCACUCCAUCAUCAAGAAGUCAAACAGAGUUAGCAGCCAUCUCAAGCAUCUGACUGGGAUUUCAGCUCAGAUCAAAGAUGAAGCUUUCGAUGAUGCAGAGAAAAUAUUUAGACUCCAGGAGCGACUGAUCAAGUCCUUCAUCAGGGACAUCUCCCUCUAUCUGCAGCACAUUCGGGAGUCCGCUUCAGUGAAGGUGCUAGCUGCCAUCAGUUUCUGUGACAUCUACACAGAGCGGCAACAGCAGAUGGACCCCGAAAGUUUCCAGAGAGCACAUCGCUGCAUCAGUGACAAACAGUUUACUGAGUUUAAGGAGAGGACAGAAGCUCUAGUCAUCACUCCACUCACCCAGCUGCUCAGUAUGUUCGCUGGGCCGCAUAAACUCAUCCAGAAGCGUCGAGACAAGCUGCUAGAUUACGACAACUGUAAGGAGCGUGCUGAGAGACUGAAGGACAAGCGUGUGCAGGAGGAACUGCAGACUGCGCGGAAUAACUACGAAGCUUUAAAUGCCCAGCUGCUGGAUGAGCUGCCCAAAUUUCACCUCGCAUCCGAAGAACUGUUCACCAGCUGUGUACGGGGCUUCGCCCAAGCCCAGAGAGAUUUCAUUGCGCUCACAUUGGGGGAACUCGCACCACUGCUGAAGCUGUCUGGUUUGAGUGGCACAGAAGGGAAUCUGGUGUCCUUAUUUCAAGAAGAGCACACUAAGGUGUUAGAUUUGCUUCAGAGCUUCAGUUUCUUCCCCGACAACCUUCCCACUACUGUACGCAAGCCCUUUGAAAAGAAGACGCUGGAAAAACAGAACUCAAAGAAACAGCAAGGCCCUCCAAACUACGUGCUACAGACGGAUGAGCACAGAGCCGGGCUUCUGGUGAGAUACGGGCCAGAGAAACUCUACCAGGCUGAUAGGAACUUUAACGCAGCACAGGAUCUGGAUGUGUCCAUAUUGGAGGGAGACAUCGUGGGUGUCAUCAAGCAGCAAGACCCCAUGGGCAGCCAGAACCGCUGGCUAAUAGACAAUGGAGUUACUAAGGGCUUUGUGUAUAGUUCCUUCCUAAAGCCCUACAACCCACGCAGGAGUCAUUCGGAUGUCUCCAUUGAGAGUCGGUCAUCGAAUGAGUCGGGUUACGGUGGCUCCUCCUCCCCCAUGUUCUCACGACAGAAUAGCAAUUGCACUCUGACUUUCAACCAAGACACAUCAACUGUCAGCUUUUCAACGGCAACACCUCUGAACCAAGCACACACUCGCCUGAGUCAGGACAUCACCCCCAGGAAAAACCGAGAGUUUACGUCCACCAAUCAGAGGGAUUCUGUCAAGCCCGCCAUCAGAAACUCCCCAAAUCACAAAGAAUUGUCUGAGACAGCCUAUAGAAAUACUGCAAAUAACAGGGACUAUGAAUAUUCUUACAGAAAUCCCAGCAAUCACAGAGACUCUUCAGACUCUGGCCAGAAUACUCCAACCAAUCACAGAGACCCCUCAGACUCUGAGACAGACUGUUCCUCCAGUAAUAAUUCCAGAUUUGACUCAUCUUUGAGGCACAACAGUUCAUGUGGUUCUUAUGGCUCACAGCAGAGACGAAAUGGAGACUAUUUGGAACAGCAGAGGAAGCCACAGUACCCUCCUGAAGAAUAUAUAGAUCCAGAGCCUGAUCCCGAACUGGAUGGCCACCAGAUUUAUUAUGCUCUCUACUCGUUCAGUGCACGGUGUGCAAAUGAGCUAAGCAUAUCAGCCAAUCAGCAGGUUCGAAUCCUUGAGUUCCAAGACAUGAAUGGCAACCAGGAGUGGUGGCUGGGUGAGGCAGGAGGACGGAGGGGUUACGUCCCAUCCAACUACAUUCGCAAAUCAGAGUACACAUGAGCUGCAACAUUUGUACUUCCAGAGCCCUACAGCUACCCUAGACUACUACUAGCCAACUCAAUAAGGGGGGAAACACUGCAAAAGUAUGUGUGCCUUAACUAUAGUGGAGAUGCACUGAUGUGGUGAACUGAUCGAUGCUACUGAUGGGAAGAAAAUAUUUUCCUCUAUGACGACUAUUUAAAACUACAGAAGUCUCAGACUCAUGGAACUGCUGAGUGCCUCCUAGUGGCCAAAUAUGGACCAGCAGAGGACUGUGCAUGUGGAUUUGAAGUAAUGGAGUGAAGUGAACAAAGAAAAAGUUUGGACUGAGACCAUUUUGGUUGGAGAAAUUCUGAAAGUAGUCUGACAUGUCCUGCUGUUCUUGGGCACUUUAUUUACAGUUGAAUUCAGAAGUUUACAUACACCUUACCCAAAUACAUUUAAACUCAGUUUUUCACAAUUGCUGACAUUUAAUUAUAGAAAACAUUCCCGGUCUUAGGUCAGUUAGGAUCACUACUUUAUUUUAAGACUGUGAAAUGUCAGAAUAAUAGUAGAGAGAAUUAUUUAUUUCAGAUUUUAUUUCUUUCAUCACAUUCCCAGUGGGGCAGAAGUUUACAUACACUUUGUUAGUAUUUGGUAACAUUGCCUUUAAAUUGUUUAACUUGGGUCAGAUGUUUUGGGUAGCCUUCCACAAGCUUCUCAAAAUAGUUGCUGGAAUUGUGGUCCAUUCCUCCAGACAGAACUGAUGUAACUGAGUCAGGUUUGUAGGCCUCCUUGCUCGCACAUGCUUUUUCAGUUCGGCCCACAAAUUUUCGAAUUUUCUACUGGCCACUCCAAUACCUUGACUUUGUUUGUCCUUAAGCCAUUUUACCACAACUAUGGAGGUAUGCUUGGGAUCAUUGUCAAUUUGGAAGACCCAUGUCUUGAGACGUUGCUUUGAUAUUUACACGUAAUUGUCCUUCCUCAUGAUGCCAUCUAUUUUGUGAAGUGCACCAGUCCCUCCUACAGCAAAGCACCCCCACAACAUAAUGCUGCCACCCCCAUGCUUCAAGGUUGGGAUGGUGUUCUCUGGCUUGCAAACCUCACCCUUUUUCUCCAAACAUAACUAUGGCCAUUAUGGCCAAACAGUAACAUUUUUGAUUCAUCAGACCAGAGGACUUUUCUCCAAAAAGUAAGAUAUUGUCCCCAUGUGCACUUUCAAAUGUAUUUUGGCUUUUUUAUGGUGGUUUUGGAGCAGUGGCUUCUUCCUUGCUGAGCAGCCAUUCAGGUUAUGUCGAUAUAGGACUCAUUUUACUGUGGAUAUAGAUACUUUUCUACCUGUUUUCUCCAGCAUUUCCUGUUUCCUCACAAUGUCCUUUGCUGUUGUUCUGGAAUUGAUUUGCUCUUUUUGCACCAAACUACGUUCAUAUCUAGGAGACAGAAUGCAUCUCCUUCCUGAGUGGUAUGAUGGCUGCGUGGUCCCAUGGUGUUUAAAUUUGUGUACUAUUGUUUGUACAUAUGAACGUGGUACCUUCAGGCAUUUGGAAAUUGUUCCCAAGGAUGAACCAGUAGUUUGAAGGUAGGCCAUCCACAGGUACACCUCCAAAUGACUCCAAUUAGCCUUUCAGAAUCUAAUUGCCAAAAGGCUUGACAUCAUUUUAUGGAAUUUUCCAAACUCCUUAAAGGCACAGUUAACUUAGUGUGUGUAAACUUUUGACGCACUGAAAUUGUGAUAUAGUCAAUUAAAAGUUAAACAAUCUGCCUGUAAACAAUUUGAUGGAAAAAUUACCUGUGUCAUGCACAAAGUAGAUGUCCUAAACGACUUGCCAAAACUAUAGUUUGCUAACAUGAAAUUUGUGAACUGGUUAAAAAAAAAUUGUUUUAAUGACUUUAACCUAAGUGUAUGUAAACUUCUUCAACUGUAUAGUGUCUUAGCGCUUAAAUGCUCUGUAUGGAGCGUAGAUCUCUUAUGUUUAAGAGUUGAGUACUUGUAUUGGCAUGUGCGAAUGACACUGUAAAGCGACUUUGAGGUUCCAGUACUGGCAUGAAGUGAGUGAAUGAGUGUUUGUUUGUGUGCUACUGAGAUACAAAUGCAUUUGGUUGAAUGUUUGCUGUGGUGUGCCAAGACAGAGAAAAAAAAACUGUCUGGAUUUUAACAUAUGCGAACACACUUUGGAUUUAAUCCCCAUCAUGGCUCUUCGAUCAUAAUGAUAUUAUCGCUGGUGAACAUUUAACUUUCCUGAAAAUAUAAAUGGAAUGAAAGCGGCACUUUUAUAAGGUACAGUGCUUAUUUUUUGUUUUUACUUUUUGAUAGCAUUUUUCACUUGCACUUGUGAAUGGAUUUACAAGUUAAUUUUGACAUGUUUUGAGCUUUUAUGAGUAAGUUAAUCAGGGCACCAGUGAGCUCAUUUUGAUGUGUUCCACCAAGAGAAUAUGAUCUUGUCACAUUUAUCUCUUAUGCUGUAAAUACUAAGAAUGUAUUUCUGCACUCCUAGUAUCAGCUGAUCUGUUUCUCCUCUUUUGAAUAAAACGA